AUGAAUUCAAGAUAGGAGGUAGGCAGUAGAAAUUAGAAGAUUUUCGUGAAAAUCCAUUGCUUGGAUCAAAUAAUAUAUUGUUCCAAAAAUCUUUUCAAAAUUUCAAUUUUAAUUUCCAUUUUAAACAAAUAGCAUUUUAGUUGCUUAAUUUUGAAAACAAUUCCUUAAAAUGCAAUUUUUAAAUAUUGUACUAUUAUAAUUAUAAUAUAAUUGAAUAAUAAUGAGUUAAUAAUUUACAUUUUAUAAAAUGAUACAAUCAAAAAUUAUAGAAAAAGCAGAAGAUUUUUGUUUUUCUAUGAAUCAUUAUCAUCCUAUAUAACUAGUAGUUUGCCAUAGGAGUUUCGGGAAGAAUAAAAACUGCUAUGUUAAAAAUCCGUCGACAAUUUAGACUCUCGCCUCUAUAAUGCAAUAAAUUUUUGGAAGGCUUCUUGGAAUAAUUCAAGAUAAUCAAAAGAAGAAGGCUUAAUAUGUGGAAAGUGCCAUUUGAUAAAUGUCUAAUAGAUUGAAAAACUCAAGGAAACAAUAAUUCAAUUAAAAUCAAAAAUCAAUAUGUAAUUAGAUGAGUUCAUUUAGAAGACAACUGAAUGGGUGCAAAUAUGA
Molecule: messenger RNA, 600 nt
Organism: Paramecium octaurelia
Lineage: Eukaryota; Ciliophora; Oligohymenophorea; Peniculida; Parameciidae
Source: the annotation of a GenBank genome assembly